AUGUCUGCCAUGUCGCUCCUCGUUCCUCGCAUCCGGUACCGAGCCCUGAACGGCAAGCAUCACCCUUUUGGCGCGCACAGACCACGGCGGGGCUCGCCUUCCUCUCCCGCCGCAUUCCCCACCUCUUUCUCUCAGCCUGCUCUACGCUACAAACCUUGGAACCCUCACUUGCACCCUCCCGACUUGUCACCACCCCAAAACCACCCCAACUCCACUCCCAGCCCACCCAAGAAAUCGCCGCUACCCAAAGCAUCCAUACCCAACUACCCCCCACCUACACGCGCGCUCACCGACUGUCGUAUGUCCAUCGAGAACCUCAAGACCUUCGACCCGUUCGCGGAAGCGGAUGAAGAUACCGGCCAGGUCAAGCAGACUCAGCAGGACUACAUUCAUAUUCGUAUCCAACAGCGCAAUGGCCGCAAGACCUUGACGACUGUCCAAGGUCUCCCCAAGAAAUUUGACCAGAAGAAGAUCCUCAAGGUGAUCAAAAAGAAGUUUGCCUGCAAUGGCACCAUUGUAAGCGACGCCGAGAUGGGCGAAGUCGUCCAACUCCAGGGCGAUCAGCGCAAAGACGUCCAGGACUUCUUGACCGACAAGAAGGAGGGACUUGGUCUCGAUGCGAAGACGAUCAAGGUGAGUCACAGCCCGGCACGAUUUAGCAUCGAGUCACAGUCUAAUCAGAAAUCAGGUCCACGGUUUCUAGUCGUCCAUGACUACUACCUUGUGCCUCCUCGAUAUGCCAGCUGCCCUCGUCCGUGGCACGGCUAA
Alternaria infectoria is the source of this 768-nucleotide messenger RNA. RefSeq lists its product as uncharacterized. Lineage: Eukaryota; Fungi; Ascomycota; Dothideomycetes; Pleosporales; Pleosporaceae. The coding region runs from base 1 to 768 and encodes 255 amino acids. The transcript has 5 exons. Gene Ontology annotation, biological process: translational initiation. Gene Ontology annotation, molecular function: RNA binding; ribosomal small subunit binding; translation initiation factor activity. Gene Ontology annotation, cellular component: eukaryotic 43S preinitiation complex. The record is from RefSeq and is a predicted model, not a curated record.